Messenger RNA from Emiliania huxleyi CCMP1516, 1062 nucleotides. RefSeq lists its product as hypothetical. Lineage: Eukaryota; Haptophyta; Isochrysidales; Noelaerhabdaceae. The record is from RefSeq and is a predicted model, not a curated record. The transcript is spliced from 3 exons. The coding region runs from base 17 to 835 and encodes 272 amino acids.
CGAGCCGCCGGCGCCGAUGGACCAUCGGCGCACACGGGAGCAGCCGCACCUCUGCAAUGGCGGGCCGCCGCCGCCGCCGCCGCUGCAGCAGCAGCAGCAACAUCAGCAGCAACUGCAACAGCAGCAGCUGCAACAGCAGCAACAGCUGCAGCAGCUGCAACAGCAACAGCCGCAUCUGGCGCAAAACUCGAUGGGGCAGCACCAACAGCACCAGCAGCACCAGCAGCACCAGCAGCACCAGCAGCACCAACAGCACCAGCAGCACCCGCAGCAGCACCCGCAGCAGCACCCGCAGCAGCCCCCGCAACACCCGCAGCACCCGCAGUGCGGCCGGCAGCGCUCCUGCGGCCCGAGCUGCGGCGGCGGGAGCGACCCGUCUUCGUCGGCCAUGCCCAACGGAGCACCCGCCCGCGGAGGAGUCUCGCGUGGCCCCAGUUUCAUGGGCUGCUCCCCCUCCGCCGGCCCGCCCGCCCCCUCCGCCGCUGCCGCCUGCGUCGCCGCCCCCUCGGCUUGCGGUGGAGGGCCGGCGUGCGCCAACGGGGCGACGGCCGGCUCCGCUGCAGCGCUGCCCGCCUUCCCUGCAGCGCGGCAAGUCUCUUCCGACGACCCGGUCGUGGUUGCGCUCAGCCACGUGGUAAACUCGAGCCUCAAAGAGGCCGAGGAGCGAGCGGCAGCGGCCAUCCACGAGGCCGCCUCGCACCGUGCUCUCCUGCAGAAGCGGCGCUGGGACAUCGCCCACCAGGCACAGAGCCACUCCCCGCUACACACAAACCAGGCGGCCGAGUCGAUGCGUUCGCACUUUGACACGCACGGCACGCUCCUCGCGGACGCCUGAGAGCGGCGAGGCGCAGGGAUGCCCGCCGCCGCCAGUCAGGUCGCUCCCGUCGGCGAGCGCCACAAUGCACAGAGCCCGGUCGAACUGAACCAUGACUGAACUUGCACUGUUGCACAGUCUCACGUUGCCGGGCUCGUGUUUCUCGUCCUCCACCCGCUGCCUGGGGAGGACAGGUCCUCGGUGUCGCAGGAUACGAACUACAUACGCGGGCGCUGCUUGUUUACGUU